Molecule: messenger RNA, 5715 nt
Organism: Marmota flaviventris (yellow-bellied marmot)
Lineage: Eukaryota; Metazoa; Chordata; Mammalia; Rodentia; Sciuridae
Gene: Sorcs3
Product: sortilin related VPS10 domain containing receptor 3
Cellular component (GO): postsynaptic density membrane
Molecular function (GO): protein binding
Source: RefSeq, a predicted model, not a curated record
UCCCCCUCUGGACGAGAGACCGAGUAAGCGAGCUGGGGGUGGGAAGAAGAGUGCAGAGGACCGGCGAGGCGCGCCAGCCUGAACCACCUCCUUCUCGGCCGCCCCCUCCCCACUCCCCCGACACGCUCGCUCGCCGGCGCGCGCACACCCCCCGCGCCGGACCCGCACCUCGGCGGGCGCCACACACUCGGCAGCCCGAGCCACGGUAGCCGCAGCGGGAUGGAGGCGGCGCGCACGGAGCGCCCCACAGGCUGGCCAGGGGCGCCCCUCGCCCGGACAGGGCUUCUACUCCUGUCAACGUGGGUCCUGGCAGGUGCCGAGAUCACUUGGGGCUCAACGGGCGGUCCCGGGCGCCUCACGGCUUCUCGGUCACCGGCGUUGUCUCCUCUGUUGCCGCGGGCAGUGGAGAACCAGUGGCCGGAGGAGCUGGCGACGGCGCGGAGACCCGCCGCGCUGGGGCGCCGGCCUAGACCAGAGCUGCCGCCCCAGUCUCGGGGCAUUGAGAUGCAGGUUGGAGCCGAGGGUACGUCGCCUGAAGGCGCGCGGUGGGUCCAGGGCAUCCCGGCUCCUGGCAAGCCUGGCGGCACGAGGAGGAGUCGCCGGGCACAGCCCCCCAGCGCCCUGGAGCGCGGGGACGCCCGGGCUACGGCUUCUGCCGAAGGUUCCAAAGGAAGCCGCCCUCUGGCUAAAGGUUCCCGGGAGGAGGUGAAGGCCCCUCGGACUGGGGGAUCAGUGGCUGAAGAGCUCCGACUGCCUAGCACUUCUUUCGCGCUGACCGGGGACUCGGCCCACAAUCAAGCAAUGGUGCACUGGUCCGGGCACAACAGCAGUGUCAUACUGAUCCUGACGAAGCUGUACGACUUCAACCUGGGGAGCGUGACUGAGAGUUCUCUUUGGCGGUCAACAGAUUACGGCACCACCUAUGAAAAGCUGAAUGACAAAGUGGGUUUAAAGACUGUCCUCAGUUACCUCUACGUCAAUCCCACCAACAAAAGGAAGAUCAUGCUUCUUAGUGAUCCUGAAAUGGAAAGCAGCAUAUUGAUCAGCUCAGACGAAGGGGCCACGUAUCAAAAGUACCGCCUCGCCUUCUACAUCCAGAGCCUGCUCUUUCAUCCCAAGCAAGAGGACUGGGUGCUGGCCUACAGUUUGGAUCAAAAGCUCUACAGCUCCAUGGACUUUGGAAGACGGUGGCAGCUCAUGCAUGAGCGCAUCACACCCAACAGGUUUUACUGGUCGGUGGCUGGACUGGAUAAGGAGGCGGACCUGGUGCACAUGGAGGUGCGGACUGCUGACGGAUAUGCUCACUACCUCACCUGCAGGAUCCAGGAAUGUGCAGAGACAACUCGGAGUGGUCCCUUUGCCCGCUCCAUUGACAUCAGCUCUCUGGUUGUCCAGGACGAAUAUAUCUUCAUUCAGGUAACAACGGGUGGAAGAGCCAGCUACUAUGUAUCCUAUCGAAGAGAGGCCUUUGCUCAAAUCAAGCUGCCCAAGUACUCCUUGCCGAAGGACAUGCACAUCAUCAGUACAGAUGAGAACCAAGUGUUUGCAGCCGUCCAAGAGUGGAACCAGAAUGACACCUACAACCUCUACAUCUCAGACACACGUGGGAUCUACUUUACCCUGGCUAUGGAGAACAUUAAAAGCAGCCGAGGUCUAAUGGGAAACAUCAUUAUUGAAUUGUAUGAGGUAGCAGGUAUCAAAGGGAUAUUCCUGGCAAACAAGAAGGUGGAUGACCAGGUGAAGACUUACAUCACUUACAACAAAGGCAGAGAUUGGCGCCUACUGCAAGCUCCGGAUGUGGACCUGAGAGGAAGCCCAGUGCACUGCUUGCUGCCCUUCUGUUCCUUACACCUGCACUUGCAGCUCUCAGAGAAUCCAUAUUCCUCAGGCAGAAUCUCAAGUAAGGAGACAGCCCCAGGACUGGUGGUGGCCACAGGCAACAUUGGCCCAGAGCUCUCCUAUACUGAUAUCGGUGUGUUCAUCUCCUCUGACGGGGGCAACACAUGGAGACAGAUCUUUGAUGAAGAGUACAAUGUCUGGUUCCUAGACUGGGGUGGCGCCCUCGUAGCCAUGAAACACACACCUCUGCCAGUCAGGCAUUUGUGGGUGAGUUUUGACGAGGGCCACUCCUGGGACAAGUAUAGCUUCACUUUGCUUCCUCUCUUCGUGGAUGGGGCUCUGGUGGAGGCAGGAGUAGAGACCCACAUCAUGACAGUCUUUGGCCACUUCAGCCUCCGCUCUGAAUGGCAGUUAGUGAAAGUGGACUACAAGUCUAUCUUCAGCCGGCGCUGCACCAAGGAGGACUAUCAGACCUGGCACCUGCUCAAUCAGGGAGAGCCUUGCGUCAUGGGAGAAAGAAAAAUAUUCAAGAAACGCAAGCCAGGAGCUCAGUGUGCCCUGGGCCGAGACUACUCGGGGUCAGUGGUCUCAGAACCCUGUGUCUGUGCCGAUUGGGACUUCGAGUGCGACUAUGGCUAUGAGAGACAUGGGGAAAGCCAGUGUGUCCCAGCUUUCUGGUACAAUCCAGCAUCCCCAUCAAAGGACUGCAGUCUUGGCCAGAGCUACCUGAACAGCACUGGGUACCGGAGGAUUGUGUCCAAUAAUUGCACUGAUGGAGUAAGGGACAAAUACUCCGCCAAGGCCCAGUUGUGUCCUGGAAAAGCCCCUCGGGGCCUCCAUGUGGUGACGACUGAUGGGCGCCUGGUGGCAGAGCAGGGACACAAUGCAACCUUCAUCAUCCUCAUGGAAGAGGGUGAUCUCCAAAGGACAAACAUCCAGCUUGACUUUGGGGAUGGCAUUGCCGUGUCCUAUGCUAACUUCAGCCCAAUUGAAGAUGGCAUCAAGCACGUGUACAAGAGUGCGGGGAUCUUCCAGGUGACGGCCUAUGCAGAGAACAGCCUUGGCUCCGACACAGCCGUCCUCUUCCUGCAUGUGGUUUGUCCUGUGGAGCAUGUUCACCUCCGAGUUCCAUUUGUUGCCAUAAGAAAUAAAGAGGUCAACAUCAGUGCCGUUGUGUGGCCCAGUCAACUGGGGACACUUACCUAUUUCUGGUGGUUCGGCAACAGCACAAAGCCCCUCAUCACCUUGGACAGCAGCACUUCCUUCACAUUCCUGGCAGAGGGAACCAACACCAUCACUGUCCAGGUGGCUGCCGGGAAUGCCCUCAUCCAGGACACUAAAGAUAUUGCAGUUCAUGAAUACUUCCAGUCCCAGCUCUUGUCCUUCUCUCCCAAUCUGGAUUUUCACAACCCUGACAUUCCCGAGUGGAGGCAAGACAUUGGCAAUGUCAUCAAGAAAGCCCUGGUUAAAGUGACCAGUGUCCCAGAAGACCAGGUCCUUGUUGCUGUGUUCCCUGGCCUCCCCACCUCAGCAGAGCUUUUCAUCCUCCCACCCAAGAACUUGACAGAGAGGAGGAAAGGCCACGAAGGAGACCUAGAACAAAUUGUAGAGAUACUGUUUAAUGCUCUAAACCAGAACUUGGUCCAGUUUGAGCUGAAACCAGGGGUCCAGGUCAUUGUGUAUGUCACACAGCUGACAUUAGCUCCACUAGUGGAUUCCAGUGCUGGUCACAGCAGCUCCGCCAUGUUGAUGCUCUUGUCAGUGGUGUUUGUUGGCCUGGCUGUGUUUUUGAUCUACAAGUUUAAAAGGAAAAUUCCUUGGAUUAACAUCUAUGCCCAAGUACAACAUGACAAGGAGCAGGAGAUGAUCGGGUCAGUGAGCCAAAGUGAAAAUGCCCCCAAAAUCACACUCAGUGACUUCACUGAGCCCGAGGAACUGCUGGAAAAAGAGUUGGACACUCGGGUCCUAGGAGGCAUCGCAACCAUUGCGAACAGCGAAAGCACAAAGGAGAUCCCCAACUGUACUAGUGUUUAACACCAACAAGCCACGUGGUCAACCACCUUUCUGACUUUUUAUUUUUGAUGACUAUUAUUACUAUUAUUAUAGAAAAAUGAAAAAUGUCUUUUUUACCUUUUGUUUACCAAGGGCCCCCUCAUAAAUCCCAGGCAGAUGCUUAGCUUUGGAGAAAAAGGCAUUCUUAGCUGAUUAAAACGAGACAAAAAGAAUCAAUGGCUGUAUUUGUGCUAAAGGCAAAGGAUGCAUCUUCCCACAGCCUCCUCGCUUUAUUCUGCCAUUUGUAACGCAAAGACUCUCUUUUUCCUUGUGGUGUCUCUCUCGCGCUCUCUUUUUAAAAUUCAAGUUGGGUUUUGGCUUUUCAUUAAUCUGCUAUUACCCCCCCCCCCCCAAGGUCACCAACACUCCCAUGCCCUGGCACACACUCAUAAAACACAAAUCAUUUCCCAGUUCGAUCUGCAGGAGGUAGGUUGGUGGGGAGUGGACUUAGCUGCAGGAAGCGUGCACACCUUUCUAAAGAGGCCCUGCCUCGUGCAUGUCCAUAGCGAGGCUGCAGAUGGCUUAUUGUACAUAACAUACAGUGUAAAUAGCUUUUUAUUUCCUGAGAAAUAAUUUAAUGUUUAGUAAAAAAGAAAACAGAAAAAAGAAAGAUGCGCGUGUUGGCUUACGCACUCACCCUUGGAGCUGCCCCACCCCAGGCCUGCUGGAUGUGUUGGGUUCUGGAUGCUCUUCAGCUGUCUGUCACACUUAACUCUUGCACCUCCGUGUCCGCACCAUAGCUGGUUUCUACUUAUGUAUAUAAAGGGGGGCGGGGGGAGGGCUUCUUUGGGGUAAUUGAUAAAGGAAGGACUCUAGUGACACCAUGAAAGAAUGACAUGGAAGAAGUUGCAAGAUGAGGUCCACGAGAGACUGCAAACGAGAUCCAGAUGGUGAGGCUUCCUUUCUAAAAAGAAAAAGGUUGAGCAUAUUGAUCAGCCUGAGAAAACGGUCCUCUUGAAAGAAGCCACACAGUGGAUCUUGUUUUCUCAUUAGAUCCCAUGGAAUGUAUGAUGCUUACGGCAAAUCCUCAGGCUACUCUUGGCUGCGAAAAGUCCCCUGGGCACUAAUUGAACCCAGUGAGUGCCUCUUGGCAUGAGGAGAGUAGAGAGAUUGGAAGGGAGGAAGCGUUUGUGGAAUCCCGAGUCCAUGCGAACCCUGCAGGCCAAAUAGAGGUCUAGCCUUUAAUGAUAUUAGUCAAAGACGAUUUUAGCAAAGCUGUGCUAUUUGCUUGUCAGAUGUACACAACUUCCUUAAAAUGUCUGCCUUCAGUUCCCUUAAGGUAGUUCUUGCCUCUGGGGUGAGCAGCUUUCCAAGCCCCUAUUUGCUUUUCCAGCUCCUCAGCCCCUUCACACAUUCGACAUACCAGUUCUUUUCAGUAGGUCACUGUAAGCCAUGCUGUUAGACUGUUUUUAGUUUCAGGCUCAGCCUGAGCACAUUUGUUUAAAGAAGGAUAUACUGUAUAUAUAUAUGGAAGGAAAGGCCACGUUUUAUACCUGUUCAUUUUUGUGGGAUGUCGUUUGCAUUUCUCUUUGUGAGAUACAGGGAGAAUGCAACAUAGAGAAUCUCAGCUGGCGACGGCACAGAUCAGUAUUGGGAGUGCUUCUGAAGAUCCCACUUCUUUGUUUCAGGGGUUAAAUGGGCAGACAAUUGCAAUACUUGUACUAAACACUGGAAUACGAAUGCAUGAGUCAUAUCUAUAUAUACAGUAUAUGUACAUAUACUGUUCUUGGUUUUAUUGUUCCAUUUGAAUAUUUCUACUGUAAAAAAAAAAGACAGUGGUUUUGAAAUUGUUGAAAAUAAAUGUAUUUUUGUACAUCAAAGCUA